UGUUGGUAGUAGUCGCCUUUGGCUGGCACUCGCUUCACCGUUGGCUCAAUUUAGAACCGCACAAUCGGCCAAAGAUUCAGUCAGGUGCGAAGCACCGAACGAUACAGACGUGUACGUCUCUCACUGUGAGCCAAGUUUCAUUUUUGAAGAUCUGUUAACCCAAAGAAUGAAAAAUAAAAUAGAAAUAUUCUAUUAAUCGAUCAGUUGGAAUCAAACAAAAAUAUAUAUUUCGUUUGCUCGCGAAACUCUCUCUCUCCCUCUCUUUCUCGCUCACGGCCACUUGUGCAGUGCUCGACCAAAAUUUAUGAGAAAUAUUUAAACAAACUGUUGGCCCGUUCGCCAAGUGAAUAAAGUGCAUUUAGACCAAAGUAAAGAGCCAGUGUUCAAGGCCAAUAUGAAUCAUUUGUCACCGCCACCAUCGCCGCACUCGCAGCCAAGUCCAGCGGGCUACGCGGGUCCAUCGCUGGACAAGCAAUGGAUGCAGCGGGCCUCAGCCUUCAAUACUGUGAUAGCAUCAGCAGCAGCCCACAAAUUGAAUAACCGAGAUCUGCCCUUCCUUUACAAUCCGCUGCUCUACUCGAGCGCUCUGCUCUGGCCACAAUUUUUGCUCUCCUCGGCCUCAGCGCUGGGAACACCUUUAACACCCAUGACUCCGAAAUCGCCCGCCUCGCUUGUGCUGAACCAAAAGGAUCGCGACUAUGCGCUGACACCCGAAAAGGAUCAUGAGCUGCAGCACAAUAACAACCUGAAAGAAAACAAAGAAUUGCUGCUGCAGCAGGAUGAGGAAAUGCCUCUGAAUCUGAGCACCAAGCAGCGCGCUAGAGAUGAUUCGGAUCAGGAUCAUGAUCACGAUCAAAACAGCAGCAGCAGCAGCAGUAGCAGUGGCAGUCUAAGCGGAGCCAGCCUCAGUGAUGCUGAUCAAUCGUUGCAAUUGGGCACACUCAGCAAUGCCACGCCCCCUCCAUUGAGAGCAGUCAAUCUAAAGACAGUUAGCUCGGCAACUCCACAGCAGCGUCGAUCGCAGGGGAAUAUCAUUUGGUCCCCAGCUUCAAUGUGCGAGCGCUCGACACGGCGUGAGGCAUUGGAGGCGACUGCAUCGGCAGAGGAGUACGAUGAGCAGCAUGUGGAUCCCAUAGUGCGUAAAUUUAAAUACGAGCGACGAUCGGCUGCAUCAAUAUCCUCACAACAGUCGCCGCUAUCCUCGCUGGUGUCCUCGCAUACAAAUGUCGCACAGGAUCUGGACUUUGAUACAGCACAGCAGCAGCUGUAUGCGCAUCGCAGCGCCUUCAUGGCCGGUCUCACUGGCAACAAUCUGGAGUUGCUCACACAGCACCUGAAGACGCAGCAGCAGCAACAACAACAGCAGCAGCAACAACAGCAGCAACAGCAACAACAGCAUAAGUCGGCUAAGAGCGAGGCAGUUGCCGAGCAGGACAGCAACCGUUCGGCAGCGGCUCUCAUGGGUCUUGUGGCAGCCGCCGAGUUUGGCUAUAUGCGUAAUCAACACCAGCAACAGCAACAGCAACAGCAACACACGACCAAGCACCAACAGCAGCAACAACAGUUGCAUCUACAUCAUCAUCAUCAUCAGCAACAGCAGCAGCAGCAGCAGCAGCAACAUCCUGAUUCAACUGCCACAGAUGUUGCGCGUCGUUCGUCCUCCUCAUCAUCGUAUCAAGGCGAGUGCGAGGAGAAGCGCAGUGGAAGAAAUUUUCAGUGUAAACAGUGCGGAAAGUCGUUCAAGCGCUCGUCAACUCUAUCCACACAUCUGCUCAUACACAGCGAUACCCGGCCAUAUCCCUGCCAGUAUUGCGGCAAGCGAUUCCAUCAGAAGUCCGAUAUGAAGAAGCACACCUACAUACAUACGGGUGAGAAGCCGCACAAAUGCACCGUUUGCCUAAAGGCCUUCAGUCAGAGCUCCAAUCUGAUCACGCAUAUGCGCAAACACACCGGCUACAAGCCCUUUGGUUGUGGACUCUGCGAUCAGUCGUUCCAGCGGAAGGUGGAUCUGCGACGUCAUCGUGAGAGUCGCCACGAGGAGGCAGUUGGCGCUUUGACGCCGCCUGCCAUCAAAAUGGAGGUCAGCAGCAGCAGUUGCUAAUCGAUCUGACAAUCUGUAGAUAAAUAGAUAUAGCCCGUAUCAGCUGAGACACACGCCAGACCCAGUAGGAUUAGCCGAAACACGAAACCCGUAACCCGUAACCCGAAACCAGUUAACACGUUGGUCGUCUAAGUCGUCGCUAUAAAGCCAAAGUUUGUUUUGUUUAGGCACCCAAAAUAUACAUGUACGUAUUGUUAGGGGAAUCGAUUGAACAUUUCUCCCGCACUAGUUGUUUUGCUAAGAUAUAUUUCUGCUCAAUUUUAGACCUAAGAUUUGUACAUAUAUUGACAAAACACACACAAGACUUUUCUAAACUGUAGACCUAAAUAUAUGAC
This is a messenger RNA of Drosophila grimshawi, 2436 nucleotides long. RefSeq names its product zinc finger protein sens. The transcript has 4 exons. Bases 395 to 2101 code for a protein of 568 amino acids. The record is from RefSeq and is a predicted model, not a curated record. Lineage: Eukaryota; Metazoa; Arthropoda; Insecta; Diptera; Drosophilidae.